This is a messenger RNA of Adineta steineri, 1023 nucleotides long. The record is from the annotation of a GenBank genome assembly. Lineage: Eukaryota; Metazoa; Rotifera; Eurotatoria; Adinetida; Adinetidae.
AUGUACAAUAAUACACACCUGUGGGUUUUUUCUGAAGCUCAUUGUCCACAUUGUUCGACAUGCGAAAAACCAAAUGGGACAUAUCAAUGUAUUGGUUGUGGUAAGAUUUUUUGCUCGCGAGAUACUGGUGGUCAUCGACAGCUGUUGAGAAACGAGCUUCAACAAUUCAUCAAUACGUGUGAACAAUGGAAUGCGAAUUCGAAUGAAGAAUUACGUAGACGUCAGAGAAUAUUAAAAACAGGAAAGGAUAGUCUACUUACACAAAUUGAUGAUUGGGAAAUCCGAUCAAUGACACUUAUUAAACAAGCAGCUAUCGACGCUCGAGAGCAAGCAAAUAAAUUAUUUCAACAUCACACAAAUCUAUUACCUAGUCGAACUACACUUGAUAUAACAAUGUUACAUCGAGCUAUGGAAACUGAUGGCUUUCUUGAACCACAUUUGAAAAAAUGGAAUGCGGAAUUACAUCGUUUAAAAAAUAAAAUAAAAGAAUUUAGAACAGAUUUUGCUCGAAUAAGAUUUGUCGAACCAUUUAUUUCAAAACUUAUCGUCGAUGGAGAUUUUCCACCAAAUGAGCCUCCAGAUUUGUCAGAUGUUGAUGAAAUUACAAAUCUUACUGAAUCAUUUCACCUUAUCGUACCCGACUGUCGCGAUUUUGAUCCAUAUAACACAGGUGAACUGAAGACAGGAGUACAUAGAUUUCGUUACAGGAGCAAUGGCAUGUUUUUUGGCAUCAAAUCAAAAAAUGCAAAUUCAAGAAAUAGUUUAUGGAAUACUCCUUCUACUUAUGGAUGGACUGGAGAUGGUCUGGUUUGUCUCAAUGGAAAUGCUGUACGAGAUUAUGAUAAAUAUGAAAAUAAUUUAGGUCUUGGUGACACAUAUUUAUUGGUAGUCGAUUGUGAUUCUAAAAUACUUAGUUUGACAAAUGAACGUCUCAAUAAAACGUAUCAUUUAGAUAUUGAUCCAUCUGUUUGUCCUUUACCAUGGCAAUUAAACGUUCGAUUUUUAAAUAAUAUUCAUGAAUAA